UGCGGCGAGUACUCUAGAUUUUUUUUUGUUCUCUGGUGAUAUCCUCGUUUUUCUUUCCACGUCUAGGAUCAAUUCACAACGUUGCGUUUAUUUCGAGCCGAUAAGGAUUUUUAUCGGCAAGUAAAAUGCCUUUCCGUUGUAAAUUGCGUUCGAUUAGCAGAGUCUGCUUGGCCUUUAAAAACUCGCGUACCGAGAAAAGCAAUUCGCAUUUCGCUGCUAGCAUAACCAACAGGAACUUCUCUAUCAGUGGCACGGUCAACAUGAGGUUUGUGCAAUUCACCGGCAAAGAUGGUGGACCUCAGCAUCUGGGGGUGCAACUUGUCCAAGGGGGUGACAUAAUCGCCGUUUCCGCUGUGGACUCGCGAAUUCCUAACACAAUGAAAAAGUUUUUGGAAGGUGGUGACGACAUGUUGAAAAAAGCCAAAAGGGAAGACGAAGUGAACCUGUUGACCAUGGUAGAAAGAAUAGUGGCAGAAGGACGCAGCGUGAUACCAGAAACGGAUGUGACUUUCUUGGCACCAGUUACAAAGAUGGACAAGUUGGCGUGCGUUGGUCUAAAUUAUAGUGGCCAUUGCGAAGAACAGGGAGUAUCGACCCCGGAAUCUCCAGUAAUUUUCAGCAAAUUCCCUAGCAAUAUCAUUGGACCGCGCGAUAACAUCAUGCUUCCGCCGAUCUCAGAGAAAGUUGACUGGGAGGCCGAGCUGGUGAUAGUAAUCGGCAAAAAGUGCAAGGCAUUGAACAAAGACGAGGGAGAAGAAUGUAUCUUUGGUUAUACGAUAGCGCAGGAUAUCACAGCGCGAGAUUGGCAAAAAUCAAAGAGAAAUGGCGGUCAGUUUCUACUUGGUAAAGCUAUGGACACAUUCUGCCCCAUGGGACCAGCUAUUGUUACCAAAGAAGCCAUUUGUGACAUUAACAAUCUUUCAGUCAAGACGUGGGUGAAUGGUGAUAUUAAGCAAGAUGGAAACACAAGCGAGUUGAUUUUUAAACCUCACGAAAUCGUCGCAUAUAUUUCACAAUUUAUGACGUUAUUACCAGGAGACGUGAUUCUAACAGGCACGCCAGCCGGCGUAGGAUUUGCCCGCAAACCACCUGAAUAUUUACAGCGCGGGGACGUUCUAGAAACGGAAAUAGAGGGCCUAGGUCGUCUGAGAAACAAAGUUCUCUGAUCUGGCGGCGAGUGGAACAUGUUCGUGGGAAACGUACGGGAGAACGAUUCACCUGAAGAAUGACCAAACGUACAUUACAGGAAUGAGGAACCGAUGUCACAGGGCCAUGGGCAAAUCGCGAUUUCAUUCUGUACUGAUUUAACGCGCGGUAACACGAGGAAGGAACGAUAUAAUAUGAAACUGAUGUCAGUUUACAAAAAUAGUAAUAAUAAUUGAAAGAGAGAAAAGUUGGAGGUAUAUCGCAAUUUUCUUUAAAAAAUAGUCCAAGCCUAGCCGUACGCAUUCAAAUGUCUCAAUAACAGUAUACUUCUCAUCGUGCAUCAUAUUUACAUACUUUACAGAUUUGUACAAGUAGAGCGAGAUUGUCUCUAAAAAUAUAAACUCGUAUGAGAGAUUUUUUAUCAA
Bombus pascuorum is the source of this 1571-nucleotide messenger RNA. Its product is annotated as fumarylacetoacetate hydrolase domain-containing protein 2A. The coding region runs from base 126 to 1166 and encodes 346 amino acids. NCBI's taxonomy places the organism in Eukaryota, Metazoa, Arthropoda, Insecta, Hymenoptera, Apidae. The transcript has 7 exons. Gene Ontology annotation, molecular function: hydro-lyase activity. The record is from RefSeq and is a predicted model, not a curated record.